Molecule: messenger RNA, 1110 nt
Organism: Phoenix dactylifera (date palm)
Lineage: Eukaryota; Viridiplantae; Streptophyta; Magnoliopsida; Arecales; Arecaceae
Source: RefSeq, a predicted model, not a curated record
ACUGUUCAACAUCUUGCCUUAAUAUAUAUAGUGGUGGUCUAGAUAUAUUUACCAUGCUAUGCCCAAAAUAUCUACAGAACUACUGUUUUUUUUUAACUCUCCAUAAAACUGUAAGCAUUCUUGAGUUUUCCAUGCAUUAAUUAAUUGUUUCUGCAAACUUUUGAUACAAUGUUAAUUAUUUUUGUUGCUAGAGCUAUCUAUAAUGCACAUAUUUACAUGUGAGUCCCUUUUUACGUGGCAUCGGUUGCAAUUCCUGAUCUUAUUUUUUUUUUCUCUUUGUGUAGGAGUCAUUUGAAAAAUCAAAUUCUGAUGCCAUCCUAAUACUCUAGCAUGCCUGCAAUCAUCUUGCUAGAAACAGUAGUUUGUUUAACAAAUCCCGAUCUUCCAUGGGUCUGCAAGGUUAUUGAUUAUCUCCUGCAGAGAAAAGUUUUCUCUUUGUUGCGUGGCAUGCUCCUAACUGGUGUGCAAAAUGUGAAGACUCUAGAGUCCCGUGAAAGUGUAUCUUCCUUGGAGCAUGUUCUUAUCCUAAUUGCUUCACAUAUUUGUCAGCAUCCAUGUUGUUGUUCAAAUGUUGACCCACAAUGGAGUUUUUCCUCACAACUUCUUACCAUUCCUUUUCUAUGGCAUCGUCUACCAUACUUCAAGGAGGGUUUUUCAACCAAGGGACUGGGCAAAUAUUAUAUUCAUCAGAUGGCAUCAUGUUUGCCUAAUCAUGUCCGUGUCCUUCCGAAUGAUGCAGCACUUGAAUAUCCAGGCUAUGCCUGCCUGCUUGGAAUUCUAGAGGCUGCUGGUGUUGCUUUGUCUGAACGAAACUGUGCUUCUAAUACAGUUCUUUUAAUGUAUCUGUGAUGAGUGUUCAGAACCAAGUGACAAUGAUGUAAUCAUGGAAGAAGAGUUCAAGGAAACUCUGAAUAUUGAUUUGGAAAGACAAAUAUGCAGUGCAAUGGAUUUAUGCCUUUUUCUGCAUUUGGUGCGCUUUGUUUAGAGAUACAUUACAUGCUGAUAUUUCUGAUAGGGAUGGGCCAUCCAGUGAGGAGGUGGAAGCUAUAAGUGCUGUUUGUGCUUUCCUUCAUGUUACAUUCAGUACACUGCCUCUUGCACUCAUGAUGA